Messenger RNA from Cyanidioschyzon merolae strain 10D, 1911 nucleotides. RefSeq lists its product with no specific name. The record is from RefSeq and is a predicted model, not a curated record. The coding region runs from base 1 to 1911 and encodes 636 amino acids. NCBI's taxonomy places the organism in Eukaryota, Rhodophyta, Bangiophyceae, Cyanidiales, Cyanidiaceae. Gene Ontology annotation, cellular component: ubiquitin ligase complex; cytoplasm. The transcript has a single exon. Gene Ontology annotation, molecular function: protein binding.
AUGUCCAGGGAAAACGGGAACAACGGCCAGAAUGGGAAUACGACGGACGAAGAGGCUUUCCUUGUCGACGAGAGAACAAUGACGGUAGAUGGGCUUCCCCUGCACAUCUGGUGUCGCACGCCCGGGAACCUAGCAAAAGUACGGGCCCUGGUGGAGCGAGGCGCAGACGUCAACGCGGUUGACGAACACGAUGCGACACCGGUCUACUACUGCGCCUUGACGGGGAACGCUCCAGUGCUCCGUUUCCUGCUAGAAGCGGGAGCCGUGCUCGACCCGAAAACGUUUGUUGGCGAGCGUGUUCUAUACGCCGCUCUAACUCCAGAAAUUAAACGCUUGCUGCUUCAGUAUCGGGAGCAAACGCUCCCUAGCUAUACGGAUGCACUGACGGAGCACCUGCGCGCUGUCCUGGAGGGUAACGAGAACGUCGGCGGACACGUCGAUGAUGAUGCCGACGUCGGCUUCAGACUUGAGGGGAAUCGCUGCAUCUGGGCCCAUCGGGUGGUGCUCGCUGCCCGCAGCCCGGUUUUCGAGAAAAUCCUCGAGAAACGAACAUCACCGGGCAAAGUCCUGCGGCUGAAACACGUCUCCACGGAUGCAUUCGAGGCGUUUCUGCGCUACCUGUACACCUCAACCGUUUCCGUGCGGGUACGGCAUGCGGAAGAAUUCAUGACCAUAGCGCAGCGGUUCCAUCUCGAUGAGCUCGCCCAGGAAGUCGAUAGGCAAAGGCAAUGGCUCUUGCGAAAGCGCGAGCACAAAUACGAAGUUGUAACGCAUCAGCGCCUCGAAGAUCUACACAUCAAUCUUUUCGGCGCGUCGCGAGUCCACCGUCUGGAACAGGACUUGGAGCACCUUCUGUCGCGUACCGAUAACAUGCCGUUCGUGGACGUGUACGUACAGGUAACGUGCCCAGGCCCCACAUACGAGGAAUGUUCGUUGUUGGUGUACCCCGCGCACUGGCUUUUUCUUCGUCGUGCGGAGUACUUUCGGGCCUUGCGCGACUUUUAUCGCGAUCGUUCCAGUGCCUGUGCAAUCGUGCGCAUCCCGUCGAAUAUCUCUCCUUUUGCUUUCGAAUGCGUGUUGCAUCACAUGUACCAUUCGAGCCUUCCCCGGAACUGGCGCGAAAAGGCACUUGAUUGUGCGCGCCUCCGACGCGAGCCGUGCAAUCAUCACGCAGUGGACGUCGACAUGAACGAGUUUCUGGUGGAGAUCAUUGCCGCCGCCGACCUUCUGGGCUAUCCGCAUGUGAAGCAGUCAGCCGCCUCAGCGAUGGAAAUCAAUCGCAUCAAUGUCUUCGGUCUCAUCUACGCGGCGGCAUGUUAUCAGUCGCGGGCGUUGCGAGCAGCUUGUGUGCGAAUCCUUGCGGAGAUGCUGUUGGAUGCGGUGCAGCCUCUGCUUGUGCCGAGCGUCACGGCGAUUUCUUGUUCGGCAACCCGAGUUCCAGAGCCCGGCAGUAUUGCAGAGGCCUUGGUGCCGCACGUGGAUUCGCAGUUGAGGCUUCCGCCCGCCGAUUCUCGCACACGAGACUCGUCGAUUGCCACCUCACAGGAAUCGAACCACGCUAGCCAAUGCUCGUCGAUUGCUGCAGUGUCCGCAACGGACACUUGCACAAUGCCGUCGUGGCAGGUUCUGAACCAGUGUCCGACGCAUGUCGUUCAGGUCGACCGGCACGCAACCGUUUUCCAGCGUGCGCGCGAUUUCAUCGCCCUCAGACAAGUGCUCAGUGCGGUUGAAUUCUCGGAAAUCAUGGAGGAUGUUCGCGAGGAAGCCCUGCGUCUGGGCCUCGUGCAUAAAUUUAGUUCGGCAGUCAGGGACGCACUCGGCGAGACGCUGGAUUGUAUCGUUUUCGAAAUCACGGACGGGCUGGUGUUGGCCGAGGGCAGCGCAGAGCGCACCACGAGACACCAUGCGUAG